This is a messenger RNA of Helianthus annuus (common sunflower), 483 nucleotides long. RefSeq lists its product as uncharacterized. The coding region runs from base 1 to 483 and encodes 160 amino acids. The transcript has a single exon. NCBI's taxonomy places the organism in Eukaryota, Viridiplantae, Streptophyta, Magnoliopsida, Asterales, Asteraceae. The record is from RefSeq and is a predicted model, not a curated record.
AUGACAACAGUAGAUCUUAACCCUUUAUCCCCACUCCCGUUUCUCUUGGUUAUGGAAGCGUUAUCUAAUAUUUUUGUCAAAGCUGGUGAGGCAGGUUUGUUUAAAGGUUUCAAAACUCCUAAUAACGGACCGAAAAUCUCUCAUCUCUUUUAUGCUGACGACGCUCUCAUACUGGGGGAAAGGGAUAAGGAUAGUAUGCUUAAUGUGGCUAGAUUUCUGAGGAUUUUCUACAUGUGUUCGGGGUUAAAACUUAAUUUACAUAAAUCAAAUUUAGUGGGGUUGGGUGUGGAAGACUGGGAAAUCAAUGAGAUAGCUAAGGUGAUAGGGUGUGAAAUGGACAAUAUCCCGCUUACUUACUUGGGGAUAACGGUGGGAACCAAUAUGAAUAAAAUUUCUAAUUGGAAUCCGGUCAUAGAGGUUUUUGAUAAAAUGUUGUCGUUGUGGAAAUCUAAAACCCUUUCAAUUGGGGGAGGCUUACUCUGA